Molecule: messenger RNA, 3097 nt
Organism: Pungitius pungitius (ninespine stickleback)
Lineage: Eukaryota; Metazoa; Chordata; Actinopteri; Perciformes; Gasterosteidae
Product: zinc finger protein
Exons: 7
Coding region: 525-1328 (267 amino acids)
Molecular function (GO): nucleic acid binding; zinc ion binding
Source: RefSeq, a predicted model, not a curated record
CUGAGGAUGGAGACUCCGCGGCAGGGAGGCGAUCAGCAGUGCGCACGCCUUCACAACUAAACAUCAACACGUUGGACCGGAAACACCCUGCGUUUCACGGAAUUGAGUGGGUCUCCCCCCUCUGUCCGCUCGUUGAGUCUGUCCGAUGAUACGGUCAUCUGGGUUGACAGCGCGCAAACCAACACGCACUCCCACUCCCACUCCCACUCGCUCGCUCCUCCGUGCACGCCGUCGCACCGCGCGCGAGCCUCGGCGCCUUGUGUCGUUCAUCCAUCCCGCCGAAGGCUGCUCCACACUUUCUUCUUAUUCUUCUCCCCUCCCGUCCUCGCUAACUCUUCGUCGGAUUGAAAGGGGAUGAUAUCAACAGCUACGUCUCUUCUCACCUCCGCGACACCGUGGACUGGAGCGCAGGGAUCGCGGGACGCGCGCGUCACCCCGGAGAGCCGCGUAGAGGACACCGCGCUAAGUUUUGGGCUCGUGGUUCCUCGGCUCAGCAGCGUGGGAGGAUCACGGACGUUUGUCGGAUGGUUGUCGGAGAGGAGUCACCGCCUCUGCGCCAGUCUCAGAUGAAGAUGAAGUCUGCGGGCGUCGUGGACGGCGGCUUGUUCACAGAGAGCUAUUGCAACAUCUGCAAUGCCCAGCUCAUCUCCGAGUCCCAGCGCACCGCUCACUACGAGAGUAAGAAACAUGCCAACAAAGUGCGUCUGUUCUACAUGCUUCACCCUGAAGAUGGAGGACCACCUUCCAAAAGACUGCGGCCAGAUAACCCAGACUGUGCGGAGACAGAGGUGGACAGGAACAAGUGCUGCACCUUGUGUAAUAUGUUCUUCACCUCCGCCAUCGUGGCCCAGUCGCACUACCAGGGCAAGACGCACGCCAAGAGAGUUCGCCUGGUGCUGGGGGAGCCGCCUCGCACUCCCCCAGUCGCCACGACCAGCCCGACAAACACAGACUCCUCCCCUUCCACCCCGCUGCCCGUGGACCCCGCCGCCUGCCCUCCUCCCGCCCCCGACCUGGCCUGGCCCUUGGCGGUGGUCGGCGGCAACGGCGGAAGGGAGGCUGGGAAAUACUGCUGCCUGUGCGGAGCCUGGUUCAACAACCCUCUGAUGGCCCAGCAGCACUACGAGGGCAAGAAACACCGCAGGAACGCAGCCAGAGCGCGCCUCCUGGAGCAGCUAGCGGGCAGCCUGGAUGCCACGGAGAGCACAGGGCUGCGAAGUAGUUACUCUUGCAGUGUCUGCAAUGUGGUCCUCAACUCCAUUGAACAGUACCAUGCACACCUCCAGGGCUCCAAGCACCAGAACAACCUGAAGCAGCACCAGCAGUGAGCCGCGGAGACAGGCCGCACUGCAAAGAAGAAAAGAUGAUUGCUGGAAUAAACAACGACACAAAAAAAGGACUUUUGUCAGAAACAGAAGAGUAUGAGAAAGUAUAGCAGAGUAACUUCAGUGAGUGUUCAUCUGUUUGUGUGCCUGAAAAUGUGUGUGUGUGUGUGUGUGUGUGUUUGUGUGUGUGUGUGUGUCAUGGGCAUCCAUGCAAGCGUCUGAAGUAUGCAUGUGUGGUUCAUUGGGAGUGUGUUUAUUUCUAGCUUUGAUCUAAAACGAUAUCUCUGAGAUGUAUUCAGCACCUAAGUGUUAAGUGAUAAGUUCUCGACAGCCGUCCGAAGCGGCUGCAUGUUGCCAUAAAACUCCAGUGUGAACCACAAUCUGAAAACUGUACUGAUGUCAGUGUCGCCCAGAGCGGUAAUAAUCAUUAUAAUGAUAGUCAAAGAGCAGCAGUGACAAUAACGUUGUUACUAGCUGUCCCCCAAGCGCUCUGACAGUGAUCCAAAUCGUGUGAUUCUACAUGCUUUUCACUUACUCUGACAGUGGCACACGAAUGGAUCACCUAAAGACCACUUGAGACUUACUCAGGUCCCAGACCUUUAAAUCCAUGGAGAAGAAAACUUCCAACGACCUCAACCACCAUUACAGAUUGCAUGAAUUUCCAACUUUAAAAAUCAUUUCUCGGUUUGACUCUUGUGUUGUCUAUAUAUGCAGAGGACCUGCAUCACUUUUUAUCUUUUUGUGUACUCCAUUUAACCCAAACCAUAGGACGUGGCAUGGUUACAGUACAGACGGCAACGGAGAAAAGAAAGGCAGCACAAAUACUUUUAAACUCCUGUUUCCGAGGUUCUGUGCAACUUUGUGAAUCAUCCACCAUUGAUAACAUUCCCAUAGCACUUAAUAUUGAUGUCAGAUGCAGUCAGAAGGUGCCAAAAGCUCUCUUCUCUGUUGAGUUGGGCGACCUGUAGAUAACAUUUUUUAUUCUAUGGACAAAAAUGGAGAAAAAAAAGACAGCAUCGCUCCCAGACCAUGUAGCAGCCAACGUGCAACACAACUGGGAUGCAAUUCAAUGCAUGCACGAUGUGAAACGUUGCAUUCACUUGCCUUUUUGAAACAUAUUGCUUGCGCAUUCUGGCAAUAGCGCUGCUUUCUAGUGAUCGCUUCGUCUGCAUUGCGGCACAUGCUUGCGCCUGAGCAAACAGGUCACCUGUUCACGAUCCAAUUAAACUAUCAAAAAAUGUAAACCUUUUAAUAUCUGCAAAUGAGACCAGCCACAGCUGUUGUGUCACCACUCAUUUGUGUGUAUUUUGAGUGUCCGCAAAGUGAAUUUCAACAAUAGUCGGUAGCAAGAUGAGACUACAGACUGAGAUGAGGACUGAAGAACACAACACUCAAUGCUAAGCUAUCAGCUGUUUGCUUUUUGUCUCUGUAAACGCAUUCAAAUGUUUUUUUUUAUUUUUUUAUUUUUUAUUUCAUGGUGAGGAGACUUAAUUUUGACUGACUUGAUUAAAAGUGUUUUUCUUCUGCAGACAUAUGGAGGAAUAAUGGUUUUAUGCAAUCACACUGUACCAUACAAUGGUUUAAAGUAAAAUAAUUUAACAAAGCAUAAAAAAAGCAGUGUGUGUAAAUAUAAAGUAGCUGCAGGUGAAAAGUGUGUUUUAAGUUUUUGUAUUAGUACUGUUACGGAGUUACAGGAAAAUAAGAGGAAAGGGUUUCCUAUUGAUGUUAAUGGGAAAACAUUAAUGCUGGAUAUUAAACAAGAAUGAACUGUC